Messenger RNA from Cuculus canorus (common cuckoo), 2511 nucleotides. RefSeq names its product SHANK associated RH domain interactor (gene SHARPIN). The record is from RefSeq and is a predicted model, not a curated record. Bases 44 to 2134 code for a protein of 696 amino acids. The transcript is spliced from 14 exons. Gene Ontology annotation, cellular component: LUBAC complex. Lineage: Eukaryota; Metazoa; Chordata; Aves; Cuculiformes; Cuculidae. Gene Ontology annotation, molecular function: ubiquitin-protein transferase activity; ubiquitin binding; metal ion binding. Gene Ontology annotation, biological process: protein linear polyubiquitination; positive regulation of canonical NF-kappaB signal transduction; proteasome-mediated ubiquitin-dependent protein catabolic process.
AGUUGCGCCGCUCUCCCGGAAGCGGAGGGCGGUGCGACCUGUCAUGGCGCUGCCCGGUGCCCCCGCUCCGGCUCCGGCCGCUGCCGCGGGGCCGCCGCCGCCUCCCACCGUGUUAAUGGCCGUUCGGGCGGGGUUGGCGAAGCCCUGUCGCCUCCCGACCCUCUCCGCCGCCUCCGCGCUCCGCCUGCAGCUCAGCGUCCAACCCGACAGCGGUGGGAAGCGCCGGUUCCGCCUCGGGCUGCGGCAAACGGAGCCGCCCGGAGGCGAGAACUUCACGGAAUACAACCUCUCGGAUGUCACCUACCGAGUGCGGAGCCCCACGUGCCACGAGCUGACGGUUUCCGGCUCUCCGGAUGAUCCCGUGGUCUUAAACUUCGAGGAAGAACGAGAGGCGCAGAAGUGGUGGACGAUCGUUAGCAGUUCCCUCCGGGAAGUUCAGAAAGCUUCUGACAGCGCGACGGCGUCCCAGACCUCAUCCGUUCCGACCGCGGCCACCGCCGGCUCUGCCACGGAGAAUCCAGAGGUGGAUGUGACCUCAGAGCUCUCCAAGAAAGAGGACUUAACGCUCCAACUUGCCGAAGCCAUCGAGUACGGAGACGAAGAAUUGGCCGCUCAGAGCGCCGUGGCUUUGGCGCGUCAACAAGCCACGCUCCGUAUCCUCUGGAAAGAAUCCAACUACCCUUCGGAUUAUAUCUGCAUGAAGGUCGGUGUGGAGGACGCGACGUCUUCGGUCAACAUCACCAUCAGAGUCCGCGCUCACACGACCAUAGAGGCACUCAAGCAGCAGAUCUUCCGCGAUUAUGGUUUCCACCCUUUGGUUCAACGCUGGAUCAUCGGCCAAUGUUUAUGCGUGGACCAACGGACCAUUGCAUCCUACGGAAUCCGUCGGGAUGGCGACAUGGCGUAUCUCUACCUCCUCACGGCGAAGGCGGCCGAGCUGACGGAGGAACGCUACGAGGAGGACCAAGCGCGGAUGUUGCUCAACUCCAUCUCCUCUCCCAUCGAAACCUCUGCCGAGAAGCGCAAAUACAACACGAUGCCCAACAGGACCUCCAAAACAGGCUUUGGGAAUGACACCAACAGGAAGAUGGACAUCACGGAGAUCGGCCAAAACCUGGAUGCGCUACAGCUCGGAGACCUCAGUGCUCAGCCGGUUGCCGCCAAUCCGCCCUCUCCGGUGCAGACGGGUUGGUCGUGUCCGAAAUGUACUUUCAUCAACAAACCGACGCGUCCGGGCUGUGAGAUGUGCAGUACGGAUCGUCCGGAUGAUUACACGAUUCCCGGCGGAUACACUCCGGAUGAGACGGAACUUUGGAGGAUGCAACAGGAACAGGAAGGGAUCCGUCAAUACCAGCAGGCGUUGGAGGUCAAACGUCGGGAGAACUUCCAGGAACUUCUGGAAUUGGAACAGGAGGUUUUGGUGCCCAAUCGAGAGGAUCUCGAAUGUCGUAUUUGUUUCCGGAACGUUCCACCGGGAGAAGGAGUUCUACUGCGCGAUUGUCUCCACAACUUCUGCCGAGAGUGUCUCCGGCAAUUGAUCAACUACAGUGAGGAACCGGUGGUGGGAUGUCCGUUCCGGGAUGACUCCUACGCCUGUGGAAGUCAUCUCCAAGAGAGGGAGAUCCGAGCGUUGGUGACUCCGGAGGAGUACCGGCGUUUCCUGGAGCGCAGCCUCGUCGUUGCCGAACGCCGCAGCGCCGACAGUUUCCACUGCCGAACGCCCGACUGCCGCGGGUGGUGCAUCUGCGACGCCUCCGCCAACGAGUUCCGAUGUCCCAUCUGCAACGCCCUCAACUGUCUCCUCUGCAAGGCCAUCCACGAGGGUCGGAGCUGUCGGCAGUACCAGGAGGACCUCGAGCCGCGGUCGCAGGAGGACGCGGCGUCGCGGCAGACUCAGGCCAUGCUGCAGGGAUUGGUGAGACGCGGGGACGCCGUGCGGUGUCCCGGCUGCGCCGUUGUGCUCCAGAAGAGGGACGGCUGCGAUUGGGUGCGGUGUCGCCUCUGUCACACCGAGAUCUGCUGGGCCACCAAGGGACCGCGCUGGGGACCCGCCGGCCCGGGGGACACGAGCGGCGGCUGUCGGUGCAACGUGGACGGGCGGCGCUGUCACCCCGAGUGCCACAACUGCCACUGAACCCCCCCGCGGACACCCCCAAGAGCCGGAACGGAGUCCCCGGGGAGCCGGAACGGAGCCUCCCAGGAGACCCCGAAGAGCCGGAACGGAGCCUCCGAGGAGACCCCCGAAGAGCCGGAACGGAGCCUCCGAGGAGACCCCCGAAGAGCCGGAACGGAGCCUCCCAGGAGACCCCGAAGAGCCGGAACGGAGCCUCCGAGGAGACCCCCGAAGAGCCGGAACGGAGCCUCCCAGGAGACCCCGAAGAGCCGGAACGGAGCCUCCGAGGAGACCCCGAAGAGCCGGAACGGAGCCUCCGAGGAGACCCCGAGGAGCCCGAACGGAGCCUCCCAGGAGACCCCGAAGAGCCGGAACGGAGCCUCCGAGGAGACCCCGAA